Messenger RNA from Orbicella faveolata, 1749 nucleotides. RefSeq names its product sulfotransferase 1C4-like. Gene Ontology annotation, molecular function: sulfotransferase activity. Lineage: Eukaryota; Metazoa; Cnidaria; Anthozoa; Scleractinia; Merulinidae. The record is from RefSeq and is a predicted model, not a curated record.
CGAACGCAGACGUAUUUCCAGCUGUCCCUUGUCUCCACCGACAAGUUAUUCGGCGGAGACAAGCGACAGCUGGAAAUAAGUCUAUGUUCGCAAGGAAUUCGCAGGCUACCUGAACUGUACUGAACAGCGAUGAUGUGAAUCUCUCGUAUGAGGGGGCAUCCUUCUUUAAUAGUUAAGGUUGUACUAGGGCCUGGUACAAGGGUAUCUAGCAUUUCUACUGUCUUCUUAUUUGCUUUGCCCUUUUUCGUUGCUCACCCUUACCUUAUAAAUCCUUUCUCAGGCCCCCUCUCGCAUUGUCUUUGCAUUGCCUUGGCGUUGCCGCCUUAUUGCCGACUUUUUCUGACAGGCUGGUCAGCGGACGAAAUAUCUGAAACUUGAUAACUCAUGUAUGGUUUCCAGUAUUUUUGCUUUCCGGCGCGCAGAACACGAACAAGGUUAUCAGGGUGACACAUUUACAAUCAUGGUUGACAACCCCCAAUCCCAAAAUCCUUCAAUACAGAGGAUUCAUGGAGUAGCAUGCAGGCCAGGGACAACUAGGGAAAUGAUAGAGGCACUUCCUGGACUUGUCGCAAGAGAAAAAGAUAUUUAUGUUGUUUCAUAUCCAAAAGCUGGGACGACAUGGACACAAGAAAUUGUCUGGCAAAUUCUCCAUGAUGGACGAAUUGAUUACAGGCGGAUUGACGUGCGAAUUCCGUGGAUAGAAGGGAUGCUUUUUCCGUACAAAGAAAAUCCUUACAAAGUAUCAACUGUUGACAUGAUUGAGAAAAUGUUUGAGAGCUUUCCUUCGCCUCGUGUUUUCAAAUCACACCUGCGCUACCAUCUGAUUCCCAAGGCUGCUAACAAGACUAGAAAGCCUCGGUACAUUUAUGUCAUUCGUAAUCCCAAAGAUACAGCUGUGUCAUAUUAUCACCAUUAUCACUUCAUUCCCGCUGCAAAAGAUCCGUCUUCUUGGGAAACGUUCUUUGACCAGUUCAUAAACGGAGAAGUAAAUUCAGGCUCUUGGUUUGAUCACGUGUUAAGUUGGUGGGAACAUCGAGAUGACCCUAACAUAUUAUUUGUAAAGUAUGAAGACAUGAAAAAGGAUCCGCAAGCCGCCAUUGACAAAAUCGCACGUUUCAUUGGAAAAGAGAUCUCACGCGAAACACUCGAUCUUAUAGUUCAACAAACGACAGUGGAUGCUAUGAAAAACGAGGGGAACGCCAACUAUAAAUGGAUGUCUGGUGCUAAAGGUGACUUCAUUCGCAAGGGUGAAAUAGGUGACUGGCAAGCAAUGUUCAGUGAGGAACAAAACAAGAUGCUUGAGAACAUCUACAAAGAAAAACUGGCAGGGACAGGGCUGGAAUUUGAUUUUGAUCCAAAAUAGAUGGAAAAAAGGGUUGAAUUGUGCGACCGAUACGAUAUUUGUGAGGAAGACUUUAGUCGUGUUAGGUCUUUGUCUAACGCAGCUCCACCCUUAGAGUGGUCCCAUGCAAAUACCCCUGAAUCCACGAACUAAAGCCAGGAGAGCUUAUCGCAAAUUGACAAACUGAAACGUACUAAUUUUCAAAUAUAUCAACUGUCAUUCGACAUGGUCAACACUGUACUCAGUCUUUGUAACCGUUGUCUCAAAAGAGGGGCAGGGGAGUGGGUGCUUACUUGAGGGGUAGGGUGGGGUGGACGCUUAUUUCAAAUUUUGGACGAUACUCGAGCUGCCUACUGUAGGAUUUACGGUAUGUGACAUCUAAUGAUAUUCUAUUCAUUAGGCUUACA